Molecule: messenger RNA, 575 nt
Organism: Daphnia magna
Lineage: Eukaryota; Metazoa; Arthropoda; Branchiopoda; Diplostraca; Daphniidae
Exons: 1
Coding region: 60-575 (171 amino acids)
Biological process (GO): viral process
Source: RefSeq, a predicted model, not a curated record
GCAAUCUGAGCCAGUCGAUUAGCCAGUCAAUCAAUUGCCACAAUGAGGAGUGCAAGAUCAUGUUUGUUCCCAUUAACAAAAGGUUCAAGUAUUGCCCAAACUGUAGAGAUAGAACAAAAGUAACUCCCAAGUCAGGUGGCGUCAAACGUGCUGCCAAUGUAAUUUCCCCUCUGUCUUAUAAUAAUCGUCCGAAACACUCUAAGGGAGAUGAGUUGGCGUUUGCUUUCAACGAGACGUUCGGUCUUGACAUAGAGGACUUCAUGGUCAUGGAGAGAGAAAAUCAAAUUGAGGUGUUUAGAACUCUUAUUUGCAAUCUCCGUGAAAAUGAUUCCAAAGUUGAUGAGAGUAUGUCCCGGCUUAGAGAAAAGAUUAGUGACUUAGAGAGCGAGUUGUCCAUUGCCAGGAACUCUCAUCCAUUGUUACCCGACAUGGAAAAAGAACUCGUGCGUGUCAAACUUGCUCUCGCCGAUAAAGACAUUAAACUUUUUGAACUCACUAUGGGUGGAUCAAGCCGAGUCCCAAUUCACGUCCCAUCGCCCUCUGCUCAGUUAAAUAACGUCAAUCAGUCCUCGUGA